This is a messenger RNA of Kalmanozyma brasiliensis GHG001, 1425 nucleotides long. RefSeq names its product Anaphase-promoting complex subunit 4, WD40 domain protein. Gene Ontology annotation, biological process: protein secretion. Gene Ontology annotation, cellular component: endoplasmic reticulum membrane. Gene Ontology annotation, molecular function: GTPase activator activity; guanyl-nucleotide exchange factor activity; protein binding. The coding region runs from base 1 to 1425 and encodes 474 amino acids. The transcript has a single exon. NCBI's taxonomy places the organism in Eukaryota, Fungi, Basidiomycota, Ustilaginomycetes, Ustilaginales. The record is from RefSeq and is a predicted model, not a curated record.
AUGGCCAGAACUCAGCACUUCCCGGUGCAGGCAAAGAUCCCGAUCUACUCGGUCGGCUUCAUCCAGGAUGAUGUCAUCGUCUACUCAGGCGGCGGAGGCGCGGGCCGAUCAGGCGUCACCAAUGCCGUCGUCGCAGCGCGAGUAGACUUCCAGACGCAAAGUAUCGAGAAGCUGGACGAGCUCAAGCUGUCUCGAGACGAAGAUGCUCCUAUGGCCAUGUCGGUCAACACCUCCAAAUCGCAGCUGAUCUGCGGCAUCAACAAUACGGCAGACGAGAUGAAGAAGGGCAACAACCAGCCAAUCCGCAUCUUUGACUACUCGCUGCAAGAGGCUGAGGUCACAGAAAAGUCUGGCUCAACAAACGACGAAAAAGCCUCAUCUGCAGACAAAGGCAAAGCAAAGCAGGAGGACGUCAAGAUGGAGCUUCACUUUGCCAAAGCAGCACAGUCGAUGCAGAUCCAAGACCCAGAGCAGUACAUCAAAGUGGCUGCCUUCAGUCCGAAUGGACGCAUGCUCGCCUUGGCCAGCACAGACGGUCAAGUUGCGCUCCACCGAUACCCAGCCCUCUCGCCUAUCUGGGACGACGCGGGCGAACCUUCAUCCUCCGCCCUUGCCGCCGCAGAGGCCAAAGACACCUCCAUCUCGAUACCCUCCCAAGACUUUGAAAGGAGCGAGCUCUAUGACGCCGACUUUUCGCAUUCCAACACGCAAGUCGUCUUCACUUCUUCAUCCAAGCUCGUCGUCUAUGCCACGGAGCCCUUCUCCGAGUCUAACUCGGAUGAUGCAGCGAGUCCAACCGACGAGUCCACACGGUCCGCCGAAGGCUACGCGCAAACCAUCCAAACCAUCAAGAAUCCGGCCCUCGGUGGCAAGGGCCCCUGUUCCUUCCGGGCCGCACGCUUUGGUCGUGGCGAGGCGAGCAAAGAGAAGCUCUUCACUGUCGUCAACGCUGCCCCUGCAGGCGGCAGAGGCCCCAAAGCCAAGAUCCGCAAGAGCUUCGUCACCGCUUGGGACGCCGAUACCUGGGACCUCAUCGAGACGCGCCACGUCUCGGAUCGUCCCGUCACCGUGUUCGAUGUCUCGCCGGACGGCAAGUUCCUGGCGUACGGAUCGUCGGAUCUGUCCAUUGGCGUGCUCGACGCAAAGACCCUACGACCCGUGCUCAAGAUUCUGCACGCACACGACUUCCCACCCACAUGCCUCAAGUUCAACCCGGCGUCGAACCUGCUCGUCUCUGCCAGUGCGGAUAACACGCUGCGAGUGAUUCCGAUCCCAGCGAAGGCGCUGCUGGAAAAGGCGGCGAGUGCAGGUGGCGCAUUGGCGUUCAUCUCCGAGACAAGAAUGGGGUUCUAUACGACCAUCUUCCUCUCCCUGCUCAUCGCCGCUUUGGCGCUCUGGUUCCAGCGUCAGUACCUCAUUCGCUAG